AUGCCACAUGUCAAUAAAAAAGUAAAAACAGCAGCAGAAAAGGAGCUUGAUAAUUUCUUGUUUGCUGAUGUUGAUGCCAACAUUUGGGAUAAAACUGGUCGCGAAUUGAAUCCCGAGUCAAAAUCUGAAGCUACCGACACUGAUGAAGAAGCAGAAGAAGAGAAGACAAAAGAUACUUUUUUCUUGGAUUCCGGCCCAGUAUCAUUUACUCUAGAUGCACCAGUAUACGGUAGUGAGGAUUCAGACGAGGAAAUUGACUACGAGGCAGAACAAGAGACAGAGCAGCAACAAGUCGAAAGUAGCGAUGAAGAAAGCAGCAGUAGUGAAGACGAAAGUAGCGAUGAAUAUAAAGAUAGCUAUGCUGCCUGGGAAGACGAAGACGAUAAGAAUAUUAAAAUUUCACUGACUUCGGCAAAUAUAACCAAAAAAUUGCGAAACACAGUAGACGAAGAUGUAGUAGAUGGUGUUGAAUAUACCAGAAGAUUGCGCAGACAAUUCAAUAAAAUCUACCCUAAACCUGAAUGGGCUCGACUUCCAUCCGAAAUAAAAGCAGAAAAGAGGAAACGCACAUCAUCAGAUAGCUCAGAUGAAGAUGAAGAAGAUGGCGUUACAAUGGAUCAAGAUCAGUUGGACGAAGAGACGAGAUUAGAUUUGCUUAAGAGCACGAUGGGCAUAUUAGAUAAGCGGGCGCAUAAAAAGAGUAUUCCACCUAAUAAAAUUGACAUAAUGCGUGUAAAAAAUGCGAAUCGUGCAGUACCGAAACCGAAGAGGGUUAUCACAUCAGUUGCAUUUCAUCCCAAUGCUCAAGUCAUGUUAACAGCAUCUCUCGAUAAAACACUCACACUUUUCCAAAUUGACGGCAAAAUCAACCCAAAAAUCCAAUCUGUCAGAUUUAACGAUUUACCUAUUUUUCACGCUGAAUUUCACCCUUCUGGAGAUCAAAUCGUUGUGAGUGGUAGACGAUCUUAUUUCUAUAUUUAUGACAUUCAGUCAGGCGUUAUCGACAAAUGCCCUGGCAUUUGGGGUAAAGAAGAAAAAUCCCUAGAAAAUUUUUCUAUCAGCCCUUGUGGAAGAUACAUUGCAUUUUUGGGCACAAGCGGUACCAUCAUCAUUGUCAGUUAUGUGACAAAGAAAUGGUAUUGUGAUUUGAAAAUGAACGGUACAGUCAGCUCGGUGAGCUGGUCUUCUGAUGGAACCUUUGUCUUUGGAUUUGGAAGUACAGGAGAAGUUUAUCAAUUUGAUGUCCAGAAUAAGGAAUGCGUUAAGCGUUGGCAGGAUGAAGGUUGUAUUGGUGCUUCCAUUAUCAGUGUCAGUCCCAACGAAAAAUACUAUGCUACUGGCUCCUCCACUGGUAUAGUGAAUUUGUAUGAUCGCUCUGUUUUAGAUCCAGAAUUGAACAAACCCAAGCCUAUCAAAGCGAUAGGCAAUCUUACGACCAGAAUCAACAAUAUCAAAUUCAAUCAUGAUUCACAAUUAAUGGUUAUUACAAGUCAACAAAAGAAAGAUCAACUUAGGAUAAUUCAUGUCCCUACAGGAACAGCUUAUGCUAAUUGGCCCACAGAUAGAACACCUCUUCAUAACGUUGUUCAAGUAGCGUUUUCACCAAACAGUGAUUAUCUAGCAAUUGCGAAUGCAAGAGGUAAAGUUUUACUAUAUGCUUUGAAGCAUUAUGCUUUAGCGUAA
Messenger RNA from Mycotypha africana, 1683 nucleotides. RefSeq names its product WD40-repeat-containing domain protein. The record is from RefSeq and is a predicted model, not a curated record. The coding region runs from base 1 to 1683 and encodes 560 amino acids. The transcript is spliced from 5 exons. Lineage: Eukaryota; Fungi; Mucoromycota; Mucoromycetes; Mucorales; Mycotyphaceae. Gene Ontology annotation, biological process: rRNA processing. Gene Ontology annotation, molecular function: protein binding. Gene Ontology annotation, cellular component: small-subunit processome; Pwp2p-containing subcomplex of 90S preribosome.